This is a messenger RNA of Melospiza georgiana, 1088 nucleotides long. It is a transcript of the gene TXN2, whose product is annotated as thioredoxin 2. Gene Ontology annotation, molecular function: protein-disulfide reductase activity. The record is from RefSeq and is a predicted model, not a curated record. The transcript is spliced from 4 exons. The coding region runs from base 34 to 459 and encodes 141 amino acids. Gene Ontology annotation, cellular component: mitochondrion. Lineage: Eukaryota; Metazoa; Chordata; Aves; Passeriformes; Passerellidae. Gene Ontology annotation, biological process: cell redox homeostasis.
CUCGGUGUGUCCGGUCACCUCCGCGCCGCGAAGAUGGCCCAGAGGCUGGCGCUCCAGCGGCUGCUGGCGCUCCCCACGCGGGGGCCCCUGCCAUCCCACGGCAGGGCCUUUGGCACCUCAGCCGGCCGCAGGAACACUUUCAACGUGCAGGAUGGCAGCGACUUCCAGGACCGGGUGGUGAACAGCCCCAAGCCCGUUGUGGUGGACUUCCAUGCACAGUGGUGUGGUCCCUGCAAGAUCCUCGGGCCCAGGUUAGAGAAGCUGGUGGCCAAGCAGGAGGGGAAGGUGCUGAUGGCCAAGGUGGACAUUGAUGAUCACACAGACCUCGCCAUCGAGUACGAGGUGUCAGCAGUGCCAACUGUGCUGGCUAUGAAGAACGGAGACGUUGUGGAUAAAUUUGUGGGCAUAAAGGACGAGGAUCAGCUGGAGGCGUUCCUCAAGAAACUCAUUGGAGCCUGAAGUAAAAGGGUGGCUGUACCCCUGCCUCUGGACACGUCCAUGUUGUGCAUUCCUUGCCUGGGAGGGCUGUGGGCAGGUCAAUUGCCUGCCCUGUACAACCCGGGGGUUUCUUCUGUUUUGGUGUUUUUAGGAGAUGGAAAAUGUUGUAACCCUUCCCUCCUUCUCCCCCUUCUCAUGAGCAGCAGUAGUUGCAAAGGGCUGCUUAUUCUCAAAACGGGGAAUGUGGCUGGAAUUAGGAGCCUGUGUUUAUCAGCCAAGAGCUGACGUUCAGAGCUGCUGCUGCUGCUGAGUUAAGAGGAGGAAUGUUUUUGUCUUUGCCUCACAUCUGAUAGCCCAGAGCAGAGGGCAGCUGCUCCCUGCAGGAUGAUGGUACAUACCUGCCCUGGGUGGGAUCCUUUAAAGCUGAGAAUGCCUCUGCCUUGUCUGUGAAACCUGUCUUUUUCUUCCUCUGUCCUUGUGUUGAUGGGACAGGUACAACUCCUCCACAAAUCCAUGGGCUCCCACCAUAAUUUAGUAAGAGAAAAUAGAGAGAAGUAUUUUAUAGAUCUCCUUUUGUUUGUCUGCAGCAGUAGAGAACUUUUAUCAGUCACUGCUGUCUAGCCAGGAGAAUAAAACUCAGUUCUCACAAA